This is a messenger RNA of Zychaea mexicana, 416 nucleotides long. RefSeq lists its product as uncharacterized. The coding region runs from base 104 to 391 and encodes 95 amino acids. The transcript has 2 exons. NCBI's taxonomy places the organism in Eukaryota, Fungi, Mucoromycota, Mucoromycetes, Mucorales, Lichtheimiaceae. The record is from RefSeq and is a predicted model, not a curated record.
UAUAUAGUAGAUCCUAUGAUAUAAUAACAAUUAUCUUUAUAUUUUAUAGCCUGGAUACUAUGGGUUUAGAGGCAAGAAAAUUAUCGCAAAAACACUCCAAGACAUGCCGGUACACGAGAUCGGUGCUGCGAAUGAGCACAUCAAACCGAUGGAUACCCCGGAAUAUAUAGACUCUGUUUUUGUUCCAGAGGUCGGUAUGCGCCUAGUUAGGGAAGAUCUUGAGUCGGCCGGUGAGUCAGAAGAAGAUUGUGAUUGCACCAUUAGCCUAGCAGAAGGACACAGUCCCCUUAGCAAUACGGUGCUUUUCCACAUGGAGCGUAGCGUUGACUACGGCUAUGACGAUGAUUCAGACAGUGAAGAUCAGGGCGACCAAGAGCAUCAUAAACUCUGAUGAAUGAAAAGCAGAACCAUACUUU